AUGAGAUUGGAUCAGAUCGCCCUCGUUGCCGCUGUGGCUGGAUCCGCAGCAGCAGCUCCGAGCAAGAGCCAUGCAAAGCGCGCGUCGCCCUUCCAAUGGUUCGGAGCAAGCGAAUCUGGAGCUGAGUUUGGAGAGACCAAUCUUCCUGGAGUUUAUGGGACCGAUUAUGAAUUCCCCGAUCCUAGUUCCAUCCAAACAUUGGCCGGCAAGGGAAUGAACAUCUUCCGGGUGCCCUUCAGGAUGGAACGGCUGGCUCAAGGGUCCAUGACCAGCGGGUUUGACGCGACCUAUCUCGGACAACUGACCGACACCAUCAAGGCCAUCAAUGAUGCGGGAGCCUAUGCCGUGAUUGACCCUCACAACUAUGGAAGAUACAACGGGGAUAUCAUUUCAAGCACCUCGGACUUCCAAACAUUCUGGAAAAACCUCGCAGGCCAAUUCGCUUCGAAUGAUCGCGUCAUUUUCGACACAAACAACGAAUACCAUGAUAUGGACCAGACCCUCGUACUGAACCUCAACCAGGCCGCCAUUGACGGCAUUCGCGAAGCCGGGGCCACAAGCCAAUACAUCUUCGUCGAGGGCAACUCCUGGACCGGCGCAUGGAGCUGGACCGACGUGAACGACAACAUGAAGGCCUUGACCGACCCUCAAGACAAGAUCGUUUACGAGAUGCACCAGUACCUCGAUUCGGACGGGUCAGGAACACACGAGGAGUGUGUCUCGCAGACAAUUGGCGAGGAACGUUUGACGUCCGCGACACAAUGGCUGAAGGACAACGGCAAGGUCGCAGUCAUCGGCGAGUUUGCCGGUGGUGUUAAUGACGACUGCAAGGCGGCUAUCACUGGCAUGCUCGAUUACAUGGGUGAGAACUCUGAUGUUUGGCUUGGAGCGGUGUGGUGGGCUGCUGGGCCUUGGUGGAACGACUAUAUGUACAGCAUGGAGCCCCCCUCUGGAGCGGCAUACACGGGCAUGAUGUCGACGCUCGAGCCAUACUUGUUGUAG
Messenger RNA from Penicillium bovifimosum, 1002 nucleotides. RefSeq names its product glycoside hydrolase family 5 protein. Gene Ontology annotation, biological process: glucan catabolic process. Bases 1 to 1002 code for a protein of 333 amino acids. The transcript has 6 exons. Gene Ontology annotation, molecular function: hydrolase activity, hydrolyzing O-glycosyl compounds. NCBI's taxonomy places the organism in Eukaryota, Fungi, Ascomycota, Eurotiomycetes, Eurotiales, Aspergillaceae. The record is from RefSeq and is a predicted model, not a curated record.